This is a messenger RNA of Dufourea novaeangliae, 1881 nucleotides long. RefSeq names its product annexin B11-like. Gene Ontology annotation, molecular function: calcium-dependent phospholipid binding; calcium ion binding. Lineage: Eukaryota; Metazoa; Arthropoda; Insecta; Hymenoptera; Halictidae. The coding region runs from base 167 to 1726 and encodes 519 amino acids. Gene Ontology annotation, cellular component: cytoplasm. The transcript has 9 exons. The record is from RefSeq and is a predicted model, not a curated record.
ACGACGUUUCGCUUAAAUCCGCGUACAUAACAAUCUCCUAUCUCUCUUUGAACGUGUAGUAAGGUACACGUCACGAAUAUAAAGCUACCGAUACCUAUAUAGUAGGAUUCUGUGAAAGCUUAGAUUUUUGAGAUCCAGCCUUUUAAUUGUGAUUAAAACAACCAAAAUGAGUUACGGGUACCAAGGACCGCCAGUGAUUCAAUUUCCGGGACAUGCACCAGUACCAACAUCAUUUGGGGUUCCACCUGGUACACCCUCUGCUCCUGGUGCUGCCUGUGCCCCUGGUGCUGCAUCUGUCCCAGGUGCUCCACCUCAUUCUCAAGGUGGCAACAUAGGUUUCAUGAAUGCUCCCCCUACAUCUUUUGGAAUGCCACAACCUUAUUCCCCAUAUCCUUCAACUCCUUAUCCAGCCCAACCAAAUCAUUCAUUCCCAGGACAGUGUCCUGCCCAGGCAUCAAGAGGACCCUCCAUGCCUAUGCCUCAAUCUGCACCUUAUUUAUCCCAGCAAACACAACAAUCAUAUCCUAAUCAACCUUCUGCAUACCUACAACAGCAAAACUAUAAUGUAUAUCCAAAUCUUCGACAUGCACCGGAAGCAAAAGAAUGUUUCAGUGAAUCCUCUCCUUAUUCUUCCACUCCUAACACUUAUUCAAACAAUGCAAGCUUCUUUCCAGGCGGAAGCUAUCCUGGGGGGCAGGGUAUAGGUUCCCAUUCUCCAUAUGGAGGUAAAUCCACUUCUUCCCAACAUACACGCCCAGCCCCCCGGAGAGAUCAGUUUACACCUAAGUUGUCCCCUACUGUUGUGCCCUACGGUAAUUUCGAUCCAAGAGCGGAUGCGGAAAUUCUGAGGAAAGCAAUGAAAGGAUUUGGUACUGAUGAGACUAGUAUCAUUAAUGUACUCGCUGCUCGUAGUAACUUGCAACGCCAAGAAAUUGCUGUACAGUUUAAAACCCUGUACGGAAAGGAUCUUAUUAAGAACUUGAAGUCUGAAUUAUCGGGCAAUCUUGAGAAACUAGUUCUUGCUAUGAUGAUGCCACUACCACAGUAUUAUGCCAAAGAACUGCAUGAUGCAAUGACCGGUGUUGGUACCGACGAAUGCGUUCUUAUUGAGGUACUAUGCACCAUGUCCAAUCACGAGAUCCGUGUAAUUAAACAGGCUUACGAAGCAUUGUAUGGAAGAACGUUGGAAGAUGAUCUAAAAGGUGAUACAUCAGGAAACUUCAAACGUUUAAUGGUAUCUUUAUGUUGUGCUAACAGAGAUGAAUCAUUCGAUGUGGAUCCUGCUGCCGCGGUAGAAGAUGCCAAAGAACUUCUCAGAGCCGGUGAACUGCGUUUUGGUACCGACGAAUCAACGUUUAACGCCAUUCUUGUUCAGAGGAAUGUCCCGCAAUUGAGACAGAUAUUCCAAGAAUAUGAGAACAUAACUGGUCAUGCCAUUGACAAUGCUAUUGAAAACGAAUUCUCUGGUGAUGUAAAGAAAGGUCUCCUCGCUAUUGUCAAGUGCGUAAAGAACAGACCCGCUUUCUUCGCUGAACAAUUGUACAAAAGUAUGAAGGGUCUGGGAACCGAUGAUGAUCGUUUGAUCAGAUUAGUCGUUACACGUUGCGAAGUGGACAUGGGAGAGAUCAAAGAAGUCUUCAGACAACAGUAUAAUGAAUCUUUAGAAGACUUCAUAUCUGGUGAUUGUUCGGGCCAUUAUAAAAAGUGUCUCUUGGCUCUUUGUUAAUAUAAUCUGAAGCUUUGUAGGUGUUUUACAAUGAAUCUCCAGUUAUACCGCUACUUCUGAAAUGCUCAUGUACUAUAAAAGUAUUUCAAAUGACUAUAUGCCUAAUAUAAAUUCACAAAAGUGUCAAACCAUGUGAUUUGGAUAGUACUAUUAUU